[Candida] anglica is the source of this 387-nucleotide messenger RNA. The record is from the annotation of a GenBank genome assembly. NCBI's taxonomy places the organism in Eukaryota, Fungi, Ascomycota, Pichiomycetes, Serinales, Debaryomycetaceae.
AUGCAAGACCUCCCACCUAUCGGCGGCUACGAGCCCGUUCAGUGGAAAAGAAAUAUCCCUUCGAGAGGGUUCAGACCGGUGAUCUACUUCUGGGGGAUCGUCGGGUUCAUGGGCUACGGGUUCUACCGUUUCUACCAAGGGGUGGACGAACAGCGUGAGUUGUCGCGCGAGAAACAAUGGGCGCGCUUCCACUUGGAGCCCUUGUUGACUGCCGAGGCCGACAGACAGCAGGCCAGAAGAUACUUCGCCGAGAAGGCCAGACAGGACUUGGUUGCCGAAUCCAUGUCUCCAGAGAGAAGGGCCAAGUUCGAGGAAGAGAUCUACCAGGACAAGUCCAAGUUCCGUUUCCCACGUUUCACUGCCACCGUCCAACCGGGCGACCGUUAA